UUUAAGAAUUUGUUCUGUAUGUAACGUAAUUUUAACGAUGCAAAUACGUCAAUUGUAAUAAAUGUCAUGGUGCUUUAUUAUAGUUAUGAAACGUUUAAUGGAAUAAUGUGAGAAGAAAUCGGACAUUGCAUUGGCUAACACUAUGACCACAUUAUGCAUGCGACCAAACACACAGAUAUUUAUUGACCAUUGAUCCAGUUGUGUUUUUGAUUAUUUUCCAAAACUAACAAUCAUCUUCAGUUCAUUGAUAUUUAAAUUGUUAAACAAUAAAUAUGUUUAAAUUCGUACUGGUAUUGACUUUGUCAAUGCUUAGUAUUGAAGCUACAAUACCUUCGGAGACUGAAGCGAAAAUUGUAGAAUAUAAAAAUGACAACGAUGGCCUCGGAAACUAUUUUUUUAGAUACGUAACAUCGAACGGUAUAACAAGACAAGAAACCUCACGACUUAUUAAUUCCGGUCAGUCUGACGAGCAUAUCGCUGUCGAAGGAUACUAUUCUUACAAGGAUCUUGAAGGACUCUUACACACUGUUUAUUACAAAGCUGAUACCAAUGGAUACAAAACUAGUACAACAUCUAAACCACGAUUAGAUGAUGGCUUUUUGGAGCCGCCGAUACCCGGAGUCCCAGAUUCUGUCGUCGCUUCUUUAUUGGGAAAAUAAAUAAUCAUCAUCAUUGUCAUCAUGUCAGCCUGAAGACGUCCUCUGCUGAACGUAAGCCUUCCCUAUUGAUUGCCACAAUGCCCGGUCCUGUGUCGUCCGCAUCUAGAGCACUCCCGCAACUUUGACCAAGAUAAAAUGUAAUAAAUAA
Molecule: messenger RNA, 807 nt
Organism: Papilio polytes (common Mormon)
Lineage: Eukaryota; Metazoa; Arthropoda; Insecta; Lepidoptera; Papilionidae
Product: endocuticle structural glycoprotein SgAbd-5-like
Exons: 4
Coding region: 273-659 (128 amino acids)
Cellular component (GO): chitin-based extracellular matrix
Molecular function (GO): structural constituent of chitin-based larval cuticle
Source: RefSeq, a predicted model, not a curated record